Molecule: messenger RNA, 5885 nt
Organism: Hippocampus zosterae (dwarf seahorse)
Lineage: Eukaryota; Metazoa; Chordata; Actinopteri; Syngnathiformes; Syngnathidae
Gene: bach2b
Product: BTB and CNC homology 1, basic leucine zipper transcription factor 2b
Exons: 5
Coding region: 344-2773 (809 amino acids)
Biological process (GO): regulation of transcription by RNA polymerase II
Molecular function (GO): RNA polymerase II cis-regulatory region sequence-specific DNA binding; protein binding; DNA-binding transcription factor activity, RNA polymerase II-specific
Source: RefSeq, a predicted model, not a curated record
CCGAGUGACGUCGGCGGACUCAUGUCAACAAUGCAGCGGUAGAGAGAAGGCGUUCCAUUCGAGCGUAACAAACAGCGGCAGACUGGGCUGCACUCCGUGCAGGAUCACUUUGAACGAGCGUUUACACGUAUUCGUAGCAGUAAUAACAGAAAGGAAAACCACGGACAUGUUUUUCAGUAGGUGAGGCGGAUCAAAUCGUGUUGUUGCCGCUGGAGAAGUAGUAAAUUGGAGUCACGAGGAUUUAAGGAGACGGCAAAGCGAGUCAUCAUGUGAAAGAACUUGUAUAGGAAACGGAUACGAGCGUUUGCUCGAGAAGAAAAGGAAGAAAACGAUUGUGAGCGGAAUGUCCGUGGAUGAGAAGCCUGAAGCCCCCAUGUAUGUGUAUGAGUCAACAGUUCAUUGUACCAAUAUCCUCCUCUGCCUUAAUGACCAGCGGAAGCAGGAUAUCCUGUGCGAUGUGACUGUCCGAGUGGAGGGCAAGGAAUUUCGUGGGCAUCGGGCCGUCCUGGCGGCCUGCAGCGAGUAUUUCCUCCAGGUGUUGGUGGGCCAGGCAGAGAAUGGCUUCACGGUCAGCCUUCCUGAAGAGGUCACUGCGAGAGGAUUCAUCCCAUUGUUGCAGUUUGCCUACACCGCAAAGCUGUUACUCAGCAAAGAAAACAUUCAAGAGGUCAUCCGCUGUGCCGAAUUCCUGCGCAUGCACAACCUAGAGGAUUCAUGCUUUCGUUUUCUGGAAGCUCAGCUGCGUAGCGAGGACAGCUUGCUGCACUGUCACAAUGUGGCUGCUGGGGGCACCAACUCAGAGUAUGAAAGCAUGCAGUCAGAGGCCGAAAUGCCCUCCUCCCCAAGGACACGACGUGCUGAUGAUCUUGCCACCUUUCAGUGCCCCAAUAAGGAUCGGUUAGCAAUGUCUAUACAGAGUAACUUCACAGACGGCCGAUUGGACAUUGAUCGACGCAGAGGAUCAGACCUGCCACGAUGCCCUAAGUACAGGAAAUACCAGUGGGCUUGCAACAAGCACAAUAACGAUUUCUCUUCAGACACCAGUACCUCAGGUUUUCCGAGCACAAUAAAAGAGAGCAGGAUUAGUGGGGGAGUCCCAGAUCAGGACAGGUUGCCUUUGGCGGAGAUCAAAGUAGAACAACAAACAGUGGAAGAGGCCGUCUCAUUGUGCCUCUCGGGGGAUGAGCAGGACACUCACGAUAAGGAUAGUGGGCUCGCAAUGGAGAUGGAUAAUCCUGUGUCUUCAGAAAUCAUCAAGAGAACCAAGUCGGCAUCCUGCGUCCGAGCCUUAUUCAAAAAAGGAGUGGACCGCUCCAAUCCGCCCAAUACAUCACAGCAGCUAUUUGCCAACAGGCUUGUCUGUCCACAGGACAAAGUUAACUCUCAGGGAGAUCAAGACUUCAGAGCUUUUGCUGGGGAGUUAAGUUUGUCUUUAAUAUCCCCAAAGAACAAUGACAAUUUCACUGCAGGUCUGUCCGUCAAGUCCACGUCCUGCGAUGAAAUCUGCAAACAGGAAGUUGAGCUUGAUCGACGAAGUGUCAUUUUUUCCUCAGGAGCCUGCAAUCGCCUUGGAACCCCAGCACAUUCCUACCCUGGUGGGAAUUCUUUUGAAAUUGAGCUUUCUGAGCACAUACCAAAGGGAAUGUGUCCUGGAGCCAGCCAGUCCCUUCCAACCUCCCAGGCCUAUUCUCCCAGCACCACCUCCACCGAACCCCAACUGCUGUGCCGCCCACGGCCGAACACAAGCUGCCCGGUUCCAAUAAAAGUUUGCCCGCGCUCACCGCCUUGCGAGACACGGACCAGGACAUCCAGCUCCUGUUCGUCAUACUCCUAUGCAGAAGAUGGCAGUGGUGGCUCUCCGUGCAGCCUGCCUCAGUUUGAGUUCUCUUCCUCACCAUGCUCCAACAUGGCCCGCUGCCUUAAUGUCGACCAGCAGGAACACAGUGUCGGGGAUGUUUUUAACCAGGGGCAACCCAAAAUAAAAUGUGAACAGUCAUAUGGCACCAAUUCCAGCGAUGAGUCAGGUUCAUUUUCAGAGGGAGACAGUGAGUCCUGUACAGUACAAGAGCGUGGCCCUGAGGUGAAGCUUCCUUUCCCUGUUGAUCAAAUCAUAAAUCUUCCACGGAAUGACUUCCAAACAUUGGUGAAAAUGCACAAACUGACCUCAGAGCAGCUUGAGUUCAUCCAUGAUGUGAGGCGAAGGAGCAAGAAUCGCAUCGCUGCCCAACGCUGCCGCAAGAGAAAACUUGACUGCAUCUUGAAUCUUGAGUGCGAGAUCAGAAAACUGGUAUGCGAAAAGGAGACGCUGCUUACAGAAAGGAACCAACUGAAGGCUUCUAUGGGAGAACUAUGGGAGAACUUCUCCUGUCUGUCCCAGGAGGUGUGCAGGGAUGUCCAGCUGAGCCCCGAACAGGUUCAGUCAUUGCACCACUACUGCCCGGUCCUCCGACCCAACAUUUCCACUGCCAGCAAUCACGCUGCCUACGAUCCCAGGCCGUGUAACAUCCCCGACACCGCCAACAUGGAUCUGGCUGUCUGUUUGGACUCCUCCGCACCUGAAACAAACAUUCCCGCUUCUCCUGGCCCUUUGGAUAUCAACUCGGUCGGAAACGGGGAAGACAAAGAUACGGACCGCCAAUACAUUGGCUUGUACACAGAUUCAGGGCUGACCGUAGAAAAAUACGCUCAUCAGACAGUGACAGUUGAUUUCUGCCAGGAAAUGACGGAAAAAUGUACAACUGACGAGCAACCACGCAAGGACUCGACUAAUUAAUGGUUUAUAGAUUUUUUUUUUUUACAUUUCAUGUUGUUUCUUUUAUUAUUUAAUUAUACUAAUUUGACAAACCCUCUUGAGAGGGUGGUUGAGAUACCCAGCUUCUGUCAGCAUUCGCUAAAAAAAAAAAAAAAAAAAGAUUUGUAUGUAUUUAUGUUUUUCAUGAUUUCCUUUUUUUUGUGUGAACAGUCGACACUAACGUUGUCUUAAUGGCAGAAAUACUGUUCGCAAAGUAUUCUCAUGUGAGAGGUUCUCACUAAAUCCUUACAACGGUGCUAUCUACGGCCCUGGCAGCAGCUUUUGAGAGUCAGGGUGGCUUCAUGUUCUUGGUGUGUCACCCAUAACACAAAGAGGAACCUCAGUGGACAAAAAAACAACAACUCUUUCUGUUUUUAGCAGUUUAUCAGCAGCUCUUUGCAUUUGUUGGCAUGUUUCCCACCCUUUCUUUCUGCAACUCUGGCUCCAUCGGUCUUCUCUACCUCUCUCUGACUCUGUUCCAUGUGCAUCUUCUCUCGCUUUUUAGCUGUAAGUGAGCCUUUUCAUCUACAGCGAUUCAAAACUCAGGAAAACAAAAAAAAAAGCAACAACAGAAAAAAAACCCAACCUCUGAAUGUUCAAAAUAAGUCAUGCAAGAUAAGGAGAUUUUGUACAUGCGGAUGUUCUCAUGCAAUUAGAUUGUAAAAUGUCGAUGCAAAAAAUGUCUUGUAGUUUUGUACAGGCUGUAAACUGAUCACAUUCCCUUUUUUGCCUUCUUAAGCUCUCAAUGUAAAGUUUGGUUUGGUUUUGUUUUUUUGUUUUUUUUGCUGGCAGAAACAUGUUUUCUCUCUCUAACCAGCGCUACCCAUUGAUUCAGUGUUUGUUUGACAACAUGUAUAUACCGUGAGCAUGAUGACUGUCUCAAUGACUAUUUUUUCUUUCACCAAGGAUACAGAAAGCAUUUUACUGCUGUGGGAAGAUUUUUGAUGUUUGUCAUUUCAUAUACAGUGGUGCCUCUACUUACGAAUGUCUCUUCAUACGAAACUUUCAAGUUAUGAAACGUUUCAACAGGAAAAUAUUGCCUCUUGUUACGAAAGGUAUUUAAAUACAGGAUGGGCUGCGAGUCACAGCCCCGAGUUUCCUGAACGCAACAUACGUAGAGCUGCUCUGCCAUUGGCUACUACCAAGCAUCAUCCUGGCAUCUCAUUGGCUAAAAGGGACUUCCACCGUAUGUGUUUAUGUGUGUAGAUAGAUCGAUAGAUUUGUGUCCAUGCAGCGUCCUCGUCGUUCGCCCCUCAGGCCAAGAGGUGUUUUGAUGGUUUUAACUAAAUGUGAAUCACCCAGAAAAAGUGUUCACCAAUCGGGCGAUCACUCACUAAGCUGAUGUUUGCCUCGGACAUUUCCGAAGGAUUGUUAAAAGUCGACAAAAGCAAACGUCUUUGGAUCAGUUCUUUCCAAAACGGCAGGCAAAAACCACUUCUGAGAGAACAUGAAUAAAGAGGGCAAAAAAUGAUGAGGACGCAUUUAAAAGUGAAAUGACCAUUUUUAUUCUUUACUCUGUUUUUUACAUUAUGCACAACUCUCAUUUAUUGCACAAUAAUCUAAUUGUAACAUGUAUUUGUUACGCAUUUUGAUGCAUUUUUAAGCUUUAGAAAACAUUUGUCUGAAUUUUUGAGGGGCUGGGGGGGGCUUCGAACGGAAUAGGGCAUUUACAUGGAAAACGCGUCUCACCUUAAAAAUUUUCAAGAUCAGAAAUUUCUUCCAGAACCAAUUAAUUUCGUUAGUAGAGGUACCACUGUAGUGGAAUACACCCCCCCACACCCCACCCCCACACCCCUUUCUCACACACACACACACACACACACACACACAUGGCGAGUGCUCUUAAUUCUCAGGAAAUCAAUUUAACAGACGUGCAUACGGAUGGAUUAGACGCAUUUCGUGGCACAAACGAAUCCAAAAUUGAAGCUUCACGUGUCCACACACACACACGGAGUUUCAAUGGUUUCAAUUUGCGUCAAGUCAGCUCUUCCCUAUUACCUCUGUAGUUCAAGUGAAUGAGUUUUUGAGGAAAGCUGUUUUUGUAUUUUCAACGGAUCUCGUUUUUUUUUCUGAACAGUAUUUGAAGAAACCAUCUGCAUAUACUGCGGUUGAUGUGAUUCAUUAGUUUUUUUUUUUGUGGGGGGGGGGUGUUUUAGUACUUCACAUUAUUCUCAAAUGUAUGAAGGAGGUAUCAGGGCCACACAAUCAAUACAAAAUGAAUAAAGUUGUACGUUGACAGAAUAACCUUGUAGUAUAACAAGAUAAAAACUGUAUAUUUUAUCAUAUCUAACUCACAGUAUUAUCAGCAUAACAUAAGCGUGGUGAAGUCCAUGACUGUUGAAGACCUCGGUUAAUUUUGACAUUUUAACUUUCAUGAACAAUAAAAUUGUUUUUGUUUUCAUUCGGUUUCCUCGGUAAACUCCGGUCACUUCAGCGGAUAGUUGAUGUCAUCAGAUUGCAGUUAACAGUGAUACAUAUUUUUUGCGGGGUGCUUUGGAAGAGCUACAUGGACCGAGAUGGCUUUUUUUGGGAGCGGGGGGGGGGCGGAUUGUUUGAUCACCAGUCUUUAAUUAAUUACAACUUAAGUCUCUAAAACUCAUGAUCCUACCACCACCUCCCCUCAAAGAAAUAUUCUUUUAUCCUGAUGAUAUUGACAUUCAAUAUACAUCUGCGUGGCCUGAAUACUUGUACAUAUGAAUGAAAUAAACAUCCACUGACCAAAAAAAAAAAAACUAACACGAAGGCAUGUUCACACUUUUUCAUGGUUUCAGAUGAUACCCAUAAAAAGAUGGGGAGGGACACUUAAAUAGGCACCUCAAAACUACCUGUCAAACCUCUUCAUGUCACCUCAUAACAUCAUUCCCAUGAUUUAUUUAUUUAUUUAUUUAUUUUUUAGUAAUUGAAUGAAUGUUUUGUCAAAAAAGGAAAAAAAAGCAUUUAUUGUGCAAAUAUUUGAGCAUCGUAUUUUGAUAUGCGUGCAUUCUGACUCUUGCUGAAACCUACUUAGCAGGUCUAGCACGUCUGCCUCCAAAGUUUUCUUUGGAGCAGCUUGUCUUUAAAAUGACUCGAGAAGAAUUAUUUGAUUUUUUUUUUU